Messenger RNA from Actinia tenebrosa (Australian red waratah sea anemone), 1528 nucleotides. RefSeq lists its product as uncharacterized. Lineage: Eukaryota; Metazoa; Cnidaria; Anthozoa; Actiniaria; Actiniidae. The record is from RefSeq and is a predicted model, not a curated record.
CCUUUUCACACUUUAGCGGACGCGCGGGGCCUGGUACCGAUUCGGGAUAAAAUGGACGUACUGAUUCAGACUUUUGAUGGCACUUCGAACAUGUAAGCUGGUUAAUUUUGUUUUGUUUGAUAAAUGGCUAUAUUUAUUCCCCUUUCUAGAUGAGGAUUUGUGCCUUUCAACAUUGUAGUAGUAGCACUUAUCAUAUUCAGAAGUGGAAAACCAAGGAGUGUGAUGUUCACCUAGGAAUAAAGCACGAACAAUGUGAUUGUAAGCCGCCAUUUGCACUUUUUCCUUUCCCAACCGCUAAAUCUGACGCGGAAACCAGAAGAGAUUGGAUCAGAGCUGUUAACCGUAAAGAUGCUAAAACAGGCAAAAACUGGCAGCCGAAUUUUGAUUCAAGAGUCUGCUCUUAUCACUUUGUAGAUGGAAAACCUUCAGAAGCUCAUCCAAGCCCUUCAAUAAAUCUCAUAAGGGCAGCUGCUACUGGUGGGACRUCCAGUUAUCAUUUUGUACCUAAAAGGAAGAGAGCUUUAUCUCAUAAAUCGAGAGGAUUUGUUCCAAAAAAAGCAAAGUUGUCUAAUGACACAACAUAUGAUCCAAUAAUGAAUGAAGAGCAAGACAAGCAAGACAAUUCGGUACCUAAUGACUCAACAGCAAUACCCACUAUUCUUAAUAACAAUGAUCAUGAUUAUGGCUUACCUCCAUUAACAAUCAAAUGCAGCUGCAGAAAGGACUGUAACUGUACUGGUUGUUUGAUAAAGGAUUUAGAAAUUGCAAGUCUCAAGGACAAGAUUGACAAGGCAUACUUAGUGAUCAAUGAUAUCAAAAAGCAAAAUAAAAUGAGAGGACCAGCAACUGACAGAUUUACAGAGACUGAUGGAAAGGUUAAUGUGUACACUGGUUUACCAAACAAAGCUUGUUUUGAUUCCCUGUGUAAGCACUUACAGAAGAAAUCAGCCAAUAUUCGAUAUUGGAGGGGAACACAAAAAGUAAUAGUUACAAAGUUUAAAAGRCUUUAUAAGAGAAAGCCAAGCAAAGUUGGUAAAAGAGGGCCACAAAGAAAGCUAACUGUUAAAGAUGAGGUGCUUUUGACAUUAAUGAAAUUGAAACUUGGUCUUCCCACUGAAUUACUAGCAGAUCUGUUUCUUAUUAGUACUGGUUUGGUUUCACAGAUAUUUAACACUUGGAUAAAAUUUUUAGCCAAGCAACAAAGACCUAUCAUUCAUUGGCCAGACAGAGAAACUAUCAAGCAAAUGCUACCACGUUCUCUAAGGGGAUACCCUAACUUAUGCUGUACCAUUGACUGCAGUGAAAUAUUCAUCGAGAGACCAAGGGACCUAGAAACACAAGCUCUCACUUGGUCCGAUAUCAAAAAGCAUAACACAAUCAAAUUUUUGUGUUGCCUGACCUUGACAGACACAAAUGAUGUUAUCAAGGAAAUUUACAAUGCAGUGAAUCUUGAUAAUUACAGUGUGAAACAAUAUGAAGGUACUGUACAUGGCACUGUACAUACUUGAUGUUUUGGUCACCAAAGUUA